Molecule: messenger RNA, 1666 nt
Organism: Entamoeba invadens IP1
Lineage: Eukaryota; Evosea; Mastigamoebida; Endamoebidae
Product: protein kinase, putative
Exons: 2
Source: RefSeq, a predicted model, not a curated record
AUGAGUGUCAUCACGACAACCAAACUAUGUAAGUCGCCGCAAACGAAGAUUUCGUUCAUCGGCAGACUCGACGACUUCAAGUUCUCGGACUCCCCUGAAAGCCCAGUCCUCACCUCCUUCUCGCAAACUACGCAAUCAUCGCAAUCGUCUAUUUCUAUAUUUAACUCACUGAAUUCACAACAGCAACAACAAUGCCAAUCAAACAUUGCAAAUUCGCUACAAAAAAUCCCCACAUUAUUGGAGUAUUCCCUUUCAUACAACGAAACUAUUGUCUCUUUAUUCGAUCGACCAAUCAAACCCAUCCAUUUAUUUGAUAACAACGAGUUGGUUGCCUGGUUGGAAACGUUUGCAAAUGAGAGUUUUAGUCGUCGUGUAGCGAACAAAGGGAUUACCGGUAAAGUGUUUUUGGAGUGGUAUAAAAAGAGUGUAACAAAGUAUUGUGGAGACAUUGAAGAUGUCGAGCGAAUCAUUAAAACGGUUAAACAAUAUAUAACUGCAUCGACAUUCCCUAUGACUGUGCUCCAAAAGAAUAGUUUCACGGACGAGGAAUUACGAGACAUGUACGAUUUAGAAGCAAACUUUACUCGAAGAGAGCCAGUGAAUUUAUCAAGUGUAGACAAGGCACAUGCCAUUAGAAUCACAUUCUUAUCCAUCGAAAUAUUCUUCGCGCGACGGGACCCUAUCCUUGUCGCAGAAGACGUUGAAAACUUGAGAGAAGGUCUUUUCGAGACUCCUUUUGAUGUAUUAACACUGAGCACAGAGAACCUGAAUAUAUUAAAAAGAGUCUUUCUAUUUAUAGAGAGAAUGACUGCAUCAGAGAAUUCGUUAUUUAAUUACUAUAAAGCGGAGUUAGAGGACUUUAUGAUAUCGUGUAUGGCUCCUGGUCUCUCUGUAGAACCCAUUAAAGUGAUUAAAAAGCAUGUGAAAGAGGAAACAAAUCCAUAUUUCUGUUACGAGUCAAGUGAAUUAUAUCCGGGAGAGUUGGUCGAGUUAAUAAUCAGUGAUGUCCUUGUACCUCUCUACCUGAUUCCAUACCAUCAAAAGAUAUCGACAAUAGUGAAUGUCGAAUGGGAGAAUGGUGUGCUAUAUGUUACGAACUAUAGAAUAGUAUGGCGGAGUUAUUCACAAGAUACUCCAGAAGUACGUGCGAGCUUUGAAAUGUUAUAUCAAGUCCCUAUCCGUCUUAUAUUAGAGCACCGGAGUGACUGUAUCAUUGAGAAUGAAGAAGAGAGUGUUUAUCUUCUUCGGGUACUUUCACGGUCAGCACAUUCACAUACAUUUGGGAUGACUUGCCAAGAGAACAUUAAAAUGAUAGAAGAUGUGAUACAGAAGAGCCUUACUCAAGUCAUAUUAUUCGACAAGUACGACGUCUUUGUCAAUAAAAUCGUCUUAAUUGAUGUAGCCGAGAAGCUUUACAAACGACUCAAAAACAAAACAAACUUACAAGUCAACAACGAACCAAAUACAAAAGGAAUGGGGGAGUGUGCAGUGACUUUACAAGAGUAUCCAUUAAACUACAAUCAUAUUAAAGGUAAAAUUGGAGUAGUUUUAGUGGGGGAGAGUGAAAAUAAUGGGCGGGUCUAUCGACUACAAAUAGCAAGUGACAUGAAAGCCUUUGACAAAACGUACUUUGAAGAUAACAACAUCAAUGUCGUUGAGUUUGAGA